CAUAGUUGUUUUUCCAACAUGUAAGUUCAGUGUACAGGAGGAUUUUUUACUUAAUAUAUUGAGAGAAUGUCAAACUUUGAGCAAUCUGAAUCAGACUUUUACCAGUCUAACUAUGCCACUGAUAUUCAAGAUCAAGGUUAUAGCGAUUUAGGGGCCCAUGAAAAUCUUUAUGGAAGCCAAAAGUGCCAGGCACAGGAGUCGCCUCAACCUGGUGCUUUUGUUCCUCUAGAAAUGCUUUCGUCUUCUCAAAGUUACAUAGGCCAGAUUUUGCAGCCAACAUACAAUCCAGAGUUUUUAUCCCACUCUAGUUAUGCUGACAGUUUUGAUGAAGAACCUCCUUUGCUAGAAGAACUUGGAAUUAAUUUUGAUCACAUAUGGCAGAAAACAUUAACAGUUCUAAACCCAAUAAAACCAGCGGAUGGCAGCAUUAUGAAUGAGACAGACCUGACUGGGCCUAUGGUUUUCUGUUUGGCCCUUGGAGCUACACUGCUACUGGUACAGGGUUGGCAAUAUUGAAACUGGAAUGGGAAUAGGAAGAUGUUCCAGAAUGACACACACCCUCAGUUUUGGACCUCUGUCAAUGUUAUUGUGGGGAAGGAAAUAAUUCUUUAAAAUCUCUCCUCGUGCAACUAGAAGUCAGUACAAAAGGAAAAUGUGAACAAUCUUCAAAAUAUCUUCAUUUUCAAAACUUGCAAUACUUGUCAAUUAAUGUUGGUAGUACUUUUUUUUUCAGAUUUCCUUGCAAGCAUAAAAAAUGGGCUGUAUUUAAACUUCUUCCCUUCUUUCUUUCUCUCCCACCCCCAUCUCCUGCCUCACCCCUCUCUACCAACUAACAGCUUUUUGAUAGCAGGAAAGCUGAACCAGAAGCUACCAAAGACUCCUAGUUCAACUAUUGAUCAGAGACAUGGGGCUCCCCAUUGUUACUAAAGCAUUGCACUGGUUGUUGGCAACUGUUUAUCUGAAAGGGAGUGAAAACACAUGCAUUUUGAGGAAUGGAGUGCUUCCCAAGCAAUGGAGCGCUCUAAUUCGGGGGUGGGGGGGGACUCUAAUCUCUAUGAUAAACUGCUGAAUCCGAGGAACCUUACAGAUCCUAGGAAUAAGUGCCUUGAACAUGCAAACUUCAAUAUAAAUAGCGACUAUUGUUAUUUCCAAAUCAAUUAGAUAUACCCAUACUAGCUCGCAUCGAGCUACUGUACUAAAAGUAGAAGUGUAGCUGCAGUGUCACAGACAGCUAGCCUUCCAAAGUACGAGCCUAGCCAAGAUCUAGCCCAACUCACCACUGUGGCUACACUGCUAUUUUUAGUGUGAUAGCUCGAUCAGAAUUAGCGCAGAUACAUCUACACCAGCUGGAAAUUACACCUCUGGCUCCAGUGUAGAAUACUGUGUCUUUCUCCAUCCUAAUAGAUAUCAUACUGAUAUUGGUUAGGGCACCUUCCCUCUUCUCAAACCUCUAUUAGAGCCCUUUAAUAUUAACCUAAAAUAUAUGCAUAUUUUUAAAACUCUAAUUGCUACAUCAGAUUACUAACAACUACCACUGGAGUCAUUGCAGGUUUUUAAUAGGUUUAACUUUUUCAAUCGUUUGGGGCAAUAGUUUCUAUAGAUCAGCUGAUAGACACUGUAUUGCAGACAGAUGCAACAACAAUAAUCAACUAAUAUUUUAUAUCGUUUGUUUCAGAGUAUUUAAUUGACACAGCCCUACUUAGAAGUUUAAUCUAAGAUUAACAAAUUACUGUGACAGAGACAAAAGAAGGGAGGUUAGCAGCUAAGUGAAAAUUCCACUUCGAGCAAUGUUUGAUUUACAGAGAAUUUAUGUCUGGUGCAGUAGAAAGGAAGGGGGGGAAAAAAGGAUAUAACUGAAGAUGAUGGCCCUGAUUUUCUUCUCAGACCAUUUUUGCACCAGUGUAGCUCCACUGAGUUCAAUGGGGAUACUCCCCACGUACAUGAGAUCAGAAUCAGGACCUAUUAGUUUGGCAGAAUUUGAACUGGGAUGUGUUAAAUUUACUGCACUCAGUCUUGCAGAAGGAACAAAAUUAAAAUAAAAUUAAAAUAUUGAGCCUGGAUUCUCCACUGCCUUUCAUCCUGUGAUCUCAGACCUGUGUUAAGUGGGUAGAAAAUGCUACCACUUGUGUAAGUGAAUGUAGAAGUUUGAUUUGGUGGCAUUUUAUACCCACUCUUCACAAAUGUGAGUACGCAAGGUGCAGAGCAGUGGAAACCCAGGGCCCCUGGGUUUGAGUCUGCUGUCUGUCACCUCCAACUGUAAUGAGAUAUAGAGCUUUUACUUGUUGGUCACUGUUUCAAAUCUGGCACAGAUCAGUGGUGCCUGCAGCUUGUUGCUAUCUAAUCUAAAGACUGUAGAUUGGCCUAUUGGAAAUGAUGGUGGUGAGGUCAGUGCAAUUUCUAUUCUAGUCUAAUUCAUAUAGGUACUUAUACCAUGCUCAUCACCAUAGUAUCCGAGCACAUUCCAGUAAUGUGUUAAGCAAAAUGACUAACAUCUCUCAUAUGUUUGUUCUCUCAUCCUCUCUCCAGGGGGAGAAUUGUGUGUGCAAUAGAAUAUCUUCUUUGUGAUUUUUUUUUUACUAUCUAUACAAAUAUAUUUUAUAUAUAAUGUAUACUCAUGUUGCUGUAUGUUUGUGUUAAAGAAAGCAAGGUCAAAGAAAUGUGCCUUUCACUUGAAGUGGAAGGUGGUGUGGUUUGUGAUGGCACUUAGUUCCUUGAGGAGUUAGUUCUACAAUCUUGAGCCGGCCUCUGAGAAAGUUCUGUCUCCUGCAUAGACAAGCUUUACCCUUAUGGUAAGAAGUUCCAUUGCACCAGAGGCGCAAAGUUGAUGACCUCAGGCUACAUCCCAGAACUCUAAUUAUUUCCUAAAAAAACAGUUGUCAAAAUCUCAAUACUACCCCAACAGUCAGCAUUCAGUCCACUUGUUAGCAGCCUGAGAGGCCAAACAUUUCAUGGGGAAUGGGUACUGAGCUACUCUCUCACAUCUAGAGGUGAUUCAUCUAAAUUAGAGUUGGAAUGGCGUGAGUAAAUUUGUGCUGUGGUUGCUGCCUAUAUUGUACUUGGUUUGUGGAUAAAUUAGAAGAUAAAAGUCUCCAGAGCUGUCAGGCCGGGUACCUUUCACACGCAUUACAUUCACUAAAAAGAAAAUCUGAAAAAGAGCUGAAGAAUCACUCACUAAGUGGAGCAAAAAAAAAGAUUUGCUGAUAGUUACUAGAAAGAUUAAUGUGGCAGGGAACAUAUACCAUGGAGCAGCGAGUCAUAAUACUUUUUGCUAUACAUGCUAGGUUUGGGUUCAGGAACAAACUGUGACUUCCCCAUGGCAGCCAAGGGAAGGAAGGGAUAAAUCCACCCUGAAAUUCAACAUACGUUCCCCAAAGGUUCACAAACUUUUAUCAAGCCUGGUCAGAGUUUUGGGUUUGUAGCGGAAAGAGACUCCAAGUCUUGCCAGGUUUGGUGUUUCAUUAUGAAAGAUUUAAACUGCUGUAAUGAAAGGAUACAUGAUGUCCCCAAUGCACAAAGGAAAACAGAAGUGUUACUAUCUACUAAACAGAUUGUGGCCUCGGUAAUUUUUAAGAAAACAAUGAUAUAUAAUUACAAAAAAAUAGUACUGCAUCCCCACUAACCAAUCUAGUAUGAAAUGUCUCAAGUGAUGGGGCUCCCACCACUUUUCUUGGGAGACCCACGCAUCACAUCUCCUAGUCCAAAAGAUUUUCCUGAUAUUUAACCUAAAGUUUAAUUUCCUUAUUUUUAUCUUACGACUCCAAACACCUUCCUGAGUCUCCCUAACCAGUUCCUGUCCUUCCUUGGAGCCUGAUUAGUACAAGGAAAUGUAGAGUUGGGUCCUGUAUUUCUAUCCAUUCAAUGCAAAUUAAAAUAUAAAUUAUUAAUGAAACAUUUAUCUUGGGAUAUUUUUAUUUGAGGGGAGAAAAAAUCCCCAAAUACUGGCCUUGAUUCUGAUCACACAUAAAAUGGCAUAAAUGAAGUCAGUGUAAAACUUGUAUAAGCGGAAAGAGGAUCACACCUCAUGAUUUCAUUCUGUUUCCUCCCAGUGUUUCAUGAUUUAUGGUGCAUGUAUGCUGUUUUGUACUUACUCAUAUUUAUUUCAGGCAGGAAAAGUUCACUUUGGCUAUGUAUAUGGCAUCAGUGCUGUUGGGUGCCUAGGAAUACAUGCUUUACUGAAUCUGAUGAGCAUAGCAGGU
Messenger RNA from Malaclemys terrapin pileata, 4196 nucleotides. It is a transcript of the gene YIPF7, whose product is annotated as Yip1 domain family member 7. The transcript is spliced from 5 exons. The record is from RefSeq and is a predicted model, not a curated record. Gene Ontology annotation, biological process: vesicle fusion with Golgi apparatus; endoplasmic reticulum to Golgi vesicle-mediated transport. Bases 67 to 516 code for a protein of 149 amino acids. Gene Ontology annotation, cellular component: trans-Golgi network; membrane. Lineage: Eukaryota; Metazoa; Chordata; Testudines; Emydidae.